AUGGGGAGCCGGCACCGCAGCCCCGGCGCCUACCCUGCGGACGGGUGGGGACCACAGGCCGGAGGACCCGGCCCUGCCAAGCGCCGCCGAACGGAGGAGCCCGCGGGCCCUGAGUCCGAGUCCGAGUCAGAGUCGGAGGCGGCGCCCAGCCUGGACAACGUGCCCGAGCCCCCGGCCGAGAGCGCGCUCACGUCCGUGCUGGUCCUGCCCUCUGGCUGUGCCUUGCAUCUGCUCCUGGACCACGUCGACUGGCUGCUGGAGCCCGAGCCCGCGUCCGUGCUGCAAGUGACCCUUGGAGAUCACAUCCUCUUGGUGGUCCACGAGGCCCUCCUGGGUUCGGGUGUGGAAGGUCCGUGGGGACAGGGCCAGGAACGGGGCUCUUUCCUAGGCGCUCGCGGGAGGUACAUGGCCCUGGAGCCGGGAGUCUUCUGCACAGCUGUGCUAGAGGUCGCCUGCCAAGAAGACGUCAGCGAGGAGGAGGAGGAGGAGGAGGAGACGGACUUCGAGUUCCUGCCGCCGGGGAUGGAUGCUGCAGCUGGCUCCGUCGCUGGGCUCCGCAGCCCCGACGCCAGGGUGUGGGGCCCCGACGCCCAGGGCUUCGUCCCAGAACCCUGGCCCUGGGCUCCCAACCCCAGUCUAGAGAGAGGCUCUCCUCAGCACGAGGAGAAACUGGAUUUGCACCUUCCGCAGCCCUUCGGCGACUCACCACUCCAUCCUCUACCUCCUUCUCCUUGUCCGGUUCCCCACGAACAACCCCAACGCCCUCACGGUCCAUCUUGCAAGGCCCGGAGAUGCCUGAUCCUGGAGUGA
This is a messenger RNA of Hippopotamus amphibius kiboko, 810 nucleotides long. RefSeq names its product proline-rich protein 23C-like. Lineage: Eukaryota; Metazoa; Chordata; Mammalia; Artiodactyla; Hippopotamidae. The transcript has a single exon. The record is from RefSeq and is a predicted model, not a curated record. Bases 1 to 810 code for a protein of 269 amino acids.